This is a messenger RNA of Temnothorax curvispinosus, 3981 nucleotides long. Its product is annotated as 3-hydroxy-3-methylglutaryl-coenzyme A reductase-like. The transcript has 9 exons. Gene Ontology annotation, cellular component: peroxisomal membrane; endoplasmic reticulum membrane. Lineage: Eukaryota; Metazoa; Arthropoda; Insecta; Hymenoptera; Formicidae. Gene Ontology annotation, biological process: sterol biosynthetic process; coenzyme A metabolic process; isoprenoid biosynthetic process. The record is from RefSeq and is a predicted model, not a curated record. Gene Ontology annotation, molecular function: NADP binding; hydroxymethylglutaryl-CoA reductase (NADPH) activity; protein binding. The coding region runs from base 454 to 3195 and encodes 913 amino acids.
GCGCCUUAUAAUUUGGAGGGAGGCUUUAUAUCUCUCGCGUCUACAGCGUCAGGCCGCAGAUCAAAAUCGACACUUGGUCUCUCUACGUGCCUAUCGCCGGGUGGCCGGGUGCUCCGUUUGCGGUUCUUCCGCUUCUUCCUACAUAGUUGAGUCGUUCGACGAAUUCGUGGGAACAGUUACGGAUCCUUGCGAACGUGACGUCGAAAUAUUUUCACCGUCGAGAAGUCGACGUUGCUCGCACACGCGUUUAUCUCGUCGACUUCGUGGGAUCAUAGGCAAAGAUUUCGGAAAAUCAGGCGAUCGAUAAGGCACGCUUCGAGAAAAUAAUAUUUUGGCCGUCGCCAGGCGUCGAACCGUGCGCAAUAGCGCCGGAUAUCGGAUUGAAAAUCCACGGAUUGUUUUAUUUUCAAAUAAGAUUUCGGAAGAACUUUUUUUUCACGAGAGCCAUCAAAGAUGCUGGCUCACGUAUUCGAAAAACUGGGCCGGUUCUGCGCCGGUCAUCCCUUGGAGGUGAUCGUGACGAUCUUUACUUUGACGGCGUGUAUGUAUAACAGGGAGACUAGAAGUGGACAGGAAGGGGCACGCGGGGAGGACUUGCUCGGUGCCACGUACUGCCGUCACAACAAAUGCAAUACUAUGGAUCUAAAAGCGGCUGACAUUAUAGUGAUGACGAUAAUACGUUGCCUGGCGGUGCUAUUCACUUAUCAUCAGUUUCGCAAUUUGCAAAAAAUGGGAUCCAAAUACAUUUUAGGUAUCGCCGGCCUGUUUACCGUGUGCUCUAGCGUGGUAUUCACGUCUAGCGUGGUAUUCACGUCCAGCGUGAUGAAUUUUGGCCGCAGCGAUUUCGCAGACUGGAAGGACGCUUUAGUUUUCUUUUUGCUUCUUAUCGACCUAUCAAAGGCCGCGACAUUGGCGCAGUAUGCUCUAAGUUCGCGGAAUCCAGAAGAAGUCAAAGCAAACAUCGCGCGCGGCAUGUCUCUGCUGGGACCGGCCAUCACUCUGGAUACCCUCGUGGAGACCCUCCUGAUCGGCAUAGGAUCCUUAUCGGGCAUCAGGAGGCUGGAGAUCCUCUGCACCUUUGCAUGCCUCGGGGUGAUCGUCAACUACAUCGUCUUUAUGACGUUUUAUCCGGCCUGCUUGUCGCUCAUACUCGAGCUUUCUCGCGGGAGUAAUAAUAUGGGCCAACUGAGCGCAGACAAAUUUAUAAUGCAGUUAAACGAGGAGGAUCAAAAACCGAAUCCUGUGGUGGAGCGAGUCAAAAUGAUCAUGAUCGCCGGCCUAUUUGUAGUACAUGCCAACAGCCGCUGGCCCUUUAAGAGCGAAGAAGCCGAGUACACGACGAGAAGGGCAGCGACAUCCACGAGCUCGGACGCGGUAAACGGUUCCGAUCACGAGAGUUCCGAAUUGAAGGAACACCAAAUGACUUGGCUAUCAGCCAGCGCGGACAACAUUGUGAUAUUGAUACUGGUGUUAGCGCUGGCGAUAAAGUUCAUCUUCUUCGAGGAUAGAAGCGAUGUGGUCGCCAGACGAGAAGAGGAGGAAGAGGAGGGCGAGGCGAAGGAGAUGACAGUGGAAGAAAAAGUGAAGCUUCUCGACGGCUCAACUAAUCUGGACGAUAUGGAUAUCACGAUGAAUAUGUGGUUUCAAGAACAUUUUGGCGUAACAUUACCGACGACCCAAGAGCCGGUCUUUCCUCUGUCCGGCGUGGGUGGUGGCUGGGGUAAUGAGAACGAUGUAGAGUGCGUUGACAAGGAGGUACAGACCGACGCGAUAUACCAUGGUGCGAGCAAUUCCGAAAAUGACUCACCGAAAAAGUCCGAAGCUCCCCGGAGCGUGGAAGACUGUCUCGAGAUAUAUAAGUCAGAGCUUGGAGCCAGUGCCUUGACGAACGAGGAGGUGAUACAACUGGUGAAACGCAAGGACAUAGCUGCGUACCAGUUGGAAAAAGCGGUAGGAGACUUUGAGCGCGGUGUUGACAUCAGGCGUCUCGUCGUGGGUGACGCCGGAAAAGUCACCGAGGAAAUGACCGACUUACCAUACCGACACUACGAUUACAGCAAGGUGUUUGGCGCCUGCUGCGAAAAUGUCAUCGGGUACGUCCCGGUACCGGUUGGUAGCGUCGGGCCGUUGCUGAUCGACGACCAGAAGUACUACGUGCCGAUGGCAACGACGGAGGGCUGCUUGGUGGCCUCUACAAAUCGCGGCAGCCGCGCGCUCUUGAAGUGCGGCGUGAAAACUCGCGUAAUUAAAGAUGAGAUGACUCGAGCACCUGUAGUGCAAUUCCCGAACAUUGAGCGCAUGUACGAAGCGAUGUCGUGGAUAAAACAGCCGGAAAACUUUCAGAAACUAAAGGACAGCUUUGAGGAAACCAGCAGAUUUGCUCGACUGACGAAGAUCGACCAGAAAGUAGCCGGCCGGGACCUGCAUCUACGCUUUGUUGGCCCGACCGGUGACGCUAUGGGGAUGAAUAUGAUGUCCAAGGGGACGGAGAGGUCUCUGCAGACGUUACAGACCUAUUUUCCGGACAUGGAGAUACUCUCCCUCAGUGGGAAUUUCUGCACCGAUAAAAAGCCCGCAGCUGUCAACUGGAUUGAGGGUAGGGGUAAAACCGUGGUGAGCGAGGCAAUCGUACCUGCGGACGUCGUGUCGCGCGUGCUGAAGACCUCAGUGCGCAAACUCGUCAGGCUCAAUAUCAAGAAGAACUUGAUAGGUUCAGCCUUGGCAGGCAGCAUGGGCGGCUUCAAUGCGCACGCCGCAAAUAUCGUGACCGCAAUUUUCAUCGCAACUGGACAAGAUCCAGCACAGAACGUUAGCAGCAGUAACUGUAUAACGGUGAUGGAACCGUAUGGUGUGGACGGCAAGGAUCUGCACAUUACCUGCACGAUGCCCAGCCUAGAAGUCGGCACAGUGGGCGGUGGUACUGGUUUGCCGGCGCAAAGUGCGUGCUUGGCGAUGCUGGGGAUCAAGGGUGCGCAUCCCACGGAACCCGGUCUGAACGCCAAAAAACUCGCCCAAAUCGUUUGCGCCACCGUACUCGCCGGAGAGCUAUCUUUGAUGGCCGCGUUGACCUCCGGGGACUUAGUCAAGAGUCAUUUGACGCAUAACAGAUCGUCUGUCGAAGUUAGUAACCCGGUGCAUACUACUCACAGCAGUAGUAGUAGCGACAACAACAGGCUAACUGUGCCAAACGUUUAACCGUUUUAAAAUUUUUGUGUAGACUUUGCGCACAAAUUUUUAGUUCGUGGCAAAUAUGUAUUUUCAUAAUUUCUGUAUGAAGCGGCCUGUUAUUUACGUAUCGUUUCGCACCUGCCUCAUUAGUGUUCCAAAGAAACAGUUAGUCAAGUAUGUUUCUGCAAUAUGCGAUGAGAUGUAGGUCGGACUAUAAUUUGUAUAUUAUGUCUAUGUAUAUAUGUAUAUGGAAAAAGAAGUGACGGAAAUGAACAAUUGUCUCUUCCUAUAGUGCUUUAAUGUAAAUAAUGAACUUUUUGAUUGUUUCGAAAUGUCCAUUGUAUUAAUCAGAAUUUUUUAAUUCGUUUUUUAAUUCCACGAAUCGAACGCUGGAAUCGAAAAACGAGCACGUGCGAAUUACAGCGAAAUAAAAAAAUGAGACUUUUAUCUGUAUUAUUUAUAUGUUGCAAUGCAUAUGACUGUAAUAUAUAAUUAUUGCAUUGUAAUUCAUGUUAUAAUGCAUAAAUUGUAAUUAUAUAAUCGCCAGAUCUCUCUGAUAAGCUUCGAAAAAUUGCAAUACAAUAGCGAUAAUACGAUUUUAACUGACCAAUGUCUUAAUAAGGGUUAAACACCAACGGACAAUAAUUAGAUUAUGCAGAUAUUUUCAACGCAAUCGCGUCUUAUGUCAUCUGUUUAGAUUUUCGUCUCGGUUCCAACAAGCGUACAAUUAUACACUUAUUUAUUGUAAUAAUAAACAUCAGAUUAAAUAUAAACAGAUUAAGUUUUCGCAAAAGAAAAAAAAUGUUAUUUUAA